AUGGCUUAUUUCCAGAAACUUGUACAGCAUGGAAGUUAUAAUAUUCUUAGUAAAUUUUAUAAUCAAAUAGGUCAUGAAGAUAUACAAAAACCAAUAUUUAUUGGUGGGUGUUCAUUUUAUAUUCUUGGAGUAGAAUUUAAAACUAAACAAAUGGAUAAACAAUUAGCAGAACAACCACCAGAAGUUUAUCUUCAGUACAGUUCAGCACCAGCAUUUUUUCGAAUAUCAAAUUUAUUUUGGAUGACAUACCGUUCAGGGUAUGAAAAAUUACCAAAUUCAUCAUUAACAACUGAUGUAGGAUGGGGGUGUACUAUUCGUGCUAUGCAAAUGAUGAUAGCUAAUGCAAUGGAAACAAUUGUAUAUUCCGGUGCUCUUAAUAAUACACAAACACCAUACAUCCCAACAAAAGAAGAAAUAAUGAAUGUAUUAGUUCCAUUUAUUGAUUCACCUAAUUCAACAACUCCACUAUCAAUUCAUCAUGUUUAUGAAUCUCGUUUUGUAGUAGAAAAAAAUAAGUCUGGAGUAAACUAUUUAGCUCCAUCAGUUGUUGCAAAAGCUUAUUCAGGUCUUGUUAAUUCAUGGAAAUUAUGUCCUAUUAGAUGUGUUAUGUGUUCAAAUGUUUCAAUACCAACUCAUGAAUUAAGUAAACUUCCUUUUAAACCAACUCUUGUAUUUCUUCCUAUUGUAUUAAAUCAUUUAAUUCAUUCGAAAUUACAGCAAAUUUAUAAAUCAAAAUUGUUUGCUGGUAUUGUUGGUGGAAUGGGAGACAGAGCAAUUUUUGUUUUUGGAUUUCAUGCAUUACAAUUUCUUUAUCUUGACCCACAUAUUGUACAACCAUCAUUUAAAUCAUUUACUGAAAUAGACACAAAAUCUUAUUCUCCAAUUAGUACAAAUAGAUUUAGUGUUCAUACAAUAGAUCCAACUAAAUUAGAUGAUUUUUGUACUUUCGGAUUUCUUAUUAAAAACUUUCACGAAAUUGAUGAUUUUAUGAAGUUCGCAAAAGAAGUUUUUGAGAUAUCAAAUGAUAAAGAAUUGAGAACUUCUCAUGAUUUAAAUGGUUUUGAAGUAUUAGAUUUUUAG
This is a messenger RNA of Entamoeba dispar SAW760, 1080 nucleotides long. RefSeq lists its product as uncharacterized. The transcript has 2 exons. Lineage: Eukaryota; Evosea; Mastigamoebida; Endamoebidae. The record is from RefSeq and is a predicted model, not a curated record. Gene Ontology annotation, molecular function: protein-phosphatidylethanolamide deconjugating activity. Bases 1 to 1080 code for a protein of 359 amino acids.